ACUCUGCAAUAGAUAUUUAAGGAGUCAUGAAACCCACCUUGAACCAGCUAUUCUUGAUUUUGUGGUUAAAUGCAUUCGGCGUGAGAAGUGAAGUCAACUUAGAUUUCAGAAACUGCUUGCAAUACUUUUACAAAAGUACCCCGCCAAGGCUUGCUGGGAAUGUCGCUGAACCGCCCAGAAGCAUCUGCCAACGGUAUAACAAUGUCUACCACUAUGCCACACUGUACAGCACCGGCUUAAGGAUUCCUGUGUAUUCAGCUUAUACCCUGCCUGGUCGUUACUCGGGUACUCCCGAACCACAGAGAAGGUCCACAUGGUUUGUCGAGCCUCAGCUCCUGGAAGCCCCUGAAACCAGCCCUAAGACAAAUAUGGAGACAGCUUCCCAGCAAACUGAACGCUACAAGACAGUACAGGCGAUAAACGUAGACUAUCGUAACACAGGUUACGACAGGGGUCACCUCAAUCCAAACUUUUACCAAAGUGGAGAAGGAAGAACAGCAACUUUUACCUUGACAAACGCCGUUCCUCAAGAUCCCUGCUUUAACCAACAGUCGUGGAAGGAAAUGGAAGAAGUCGCUUUGAGCACAAUGAUGGAUGGUUGCUCUUUUGACGGCGCCAGACGUUAUUUUGUGACGGGAAUCGUUCCGCAGGGAGUACGAAUUCCAAACAGAGAACAUGACCUGGAAGGAGACAUGACUCCCAGAGAAUUCAAUCGAGUCACCGUCCCUAGUUACCUCUGGACAGCGGCUUGCUGUGAUGCUUCAAGUACAACCAAUCCCCAGAAUGGGUUCUCAUUCGCUUACAUCGGCAAAAAUACUCCGGACUCUUUCGUGAACAUUCUGAGCGUAAGUCAAUUGGAGGCAAAACUUAUUAACCAUAACCACGUUGGAAAUGGCUACACAGCGGCCAAAAUUUUUGUUGAUGACUGCAAUGAAAAUACGGAAAAAUCAAAAAGUGCACGAACUCUAGUUGCAGUUCCUGUGAACUUACGAUUGGCAAAUGCAGCAAAUGCAAUAAGUGAGAUGGACCAGUCGACUCUUCCUCCCCUGAAACGCAAAAUCUUUCACGAGGUAUUGGAUUUAAUUCAAAGUGGUGUAUCUGCGAAUGGUUAUUCCUUCACUUCUGACAAGGAGAAUAUGUUUAACAAUCAAACGCUUCCCUAG
Molecule: messenger RNA, 1163 nt
Organism: Pocillopora verrucosa
Lineage: Eukaryota; Metazoa; Cnidaria; Anthozoa; Scleractinia; Pocilloporidae
Source: RefSeq, a predicted model, not a curated record